AUGCGGAAUGCUCUGAGGAUAUCCCCGGCGCCAUUCAAGUCCUCUUUCUUGUCCAUUCCACCAUCGCCAUUCUCACCGCGCACUCCCUUGACGCCGGCAGUGCCAUUGCGACAUGAGGUACGGGAAGCGAGUCAACAAAUCUCAACAACAAAUUCAAAGUCUGCAGUGCAUGCGCCAUCAAGCCCCGUGGCAUGGGUAUGGAAAUGUCAUCAAUGCAACCACGACUACCGUCUAGGUGUGACAAAUCGAUGCCUCGAAGAUGGACAUUAUUACUGCAGUGGCACAACACCGCUCAAGGCAUGGCGAAAAACGAAAAAUUCGAGGCACAUCAAAAGACAUGCCGCCUGUACCAGCGAAUUUGACUACUCUGCCUGGAGAAAUUGGGGCAGAUGGCGAAGAGGUGGCCCCGGGAACAAGGACACACCGGGCACUGGUUCAGCAGCCGGCAGCGAGGACCACACUUCCACGAAACCCAAGAAGGACUGCUGGAACAUGUGCGACUACCCGUCUGAGUGCGGUUGGGGCAAGAAGUUUGGCAUUCAUACACCACUCAAGACCUGCUUUUCUACCCUUGAAGCUGACACCAUGUCGACACCAACUGCUUCGGUUAAUGCGACAUCAGAAGAUACACCCAAGGCUGAGGACCUCAAGGUUACCAAGACUUCGGGAAUCGGGAUACUACCUGGUUUCUGGGCUGCUCUGGCGGUGAGCAUGAGUAUACAGAGGAAAAAGAGUGAUAGUCAGGCUACCUCGUCGCCGCUCUCCACUGUCACGCAGGAAAAGACUGAGAGAGCUGUGGCUGCCAACACCCAAUCGCCGGCUAGAUACCGAGACAAAUCUGCUGGCACGACGGUUACUGAAUCCUCCUUUUCGGAUAAUAGCCCCGCUUCUUCGACGCCUGAAGGUCCGGCCAAACCAUUGCUCAGCAGGACGCGAUAUCGCCGUGCGAAGUCUGCUUUCCCCAAGUCCCACAGCUACAUCGACGUGCGAUGUGCGACGGGUAUUUUCACGCUGAGUGCAAACCAGGAGCUCAGUUUGAGGCAGACGGGCGGAUUCGGAUCGGGAUUUGAAUCAUUGGGAAAGGCGCCGAGUUGGCAAAAUGGGGCUCAAUACUCUUCUUGCAUUGUGUGA
Messenger RNA from Exserohilum turcica Et28A, 1131 nucleotides. RefSeq lists its product as uncharacterized. The record is from RefSeq and is a predicted model, not a curated record. The coding region runs from base 1 to 1131 and encodes 376 amino acids. The transcript has a single exon. NCBI's taxonomy places the organism in Eukaryota, Fungi, Ascomycota, Dothideomycetes, Pleosporales, Pleosporaceae.